Penicillium crustosum is the source of this 903-nucleotide messenger RNA. RefSeq names its product metallo-beta-lactamase type thioesterase nscB (gene nscB). The record is from RefSeq and is a predicted model, not a curated record. NCBI's taxonomy places the organism in Eukaryota, Fungi, Ascomycota, Eurotiomycetes, Eurotiales, Aspergillaceae. Gene Ontology annotation, biological process: secondary metabolite biosynthetic process. Bases 1 to 903 code for a protein of 300 amino acids. The transcript has 2 exons.
AUGUCCACCCCAAAAGUAUGGACGCAGCCAGGGUGGCAGGAAUAUUUAUCUUCUCGAAAUGCUGGGCUGCCAUAUCUCCCGGCUGUCGCGGAACUCAGCACAGAGGUGGUACGAAUACUUGGCGGAAACCCGGGCAACAUGCAACUGCAAGGAACCAAUACGUAUCUAGUUGGCAGUGGCCAGGAACGGAUUCUGAUAGAUACAGGACAGGGAUGUCCGAUCUGGCUCACCACUCUGGUCAACUAUCUUGACAAACACCAGUUGAGCAUAUCCAAGGUACUGCUGACCCACUGGCAUACCGAUCAUACCGGGGGUCUUCCGUCGCUGCUGGCUCAGUAUCCACAUCUGGUUGGGUCGGUGCACAAGGCCCAUCCGGACCAGGGCCAACACUCGAUUCAUGAUGGACAGACUUUUACUGCAGAUGGAACUACCCUGCGAGCCGUGUUCACGCCUGGGCAUAGUCAAGACCACAUGUGCUUUGUCUUGGAGGACAGUGGCGCCAUGUUCACAGGUGAUAAUGUGCUUGGACAUGGAAGCAGUGUUGUCGUGGAAGAUCUAGGGCAGUACAUGAAGAGUUUGAAAGUCAUGACCCAAAGUGUGGGCAAUGAAGAUAUAGCAGUUGGAUAUCCUGGUCAUGGUGCCGUGAUAGAUGACCUACCAGCCAAACUCAUAAUCUGGAGCAGACAUUGGGAAUUGCGAGAGAAAAAGGUCUUAUCAGCUUUCAAGGGGAACACGAAGAGAAGGGCGUCCUUGACGACACGGGAGAUCAUCGUAUGUCUCUACGGGCCCGAGAUGGAGGCGAUGGCGGGCCCUUUCAUAACGCAGGUUCUAUCAAAACUAGCUGAUGAGGGGAAGAUUGGAUUUGCUGUCGCAGGACAAGAGAAGAAGUGGUUUAUGCUAUAG